Patiria miniata (bat star) is the source of this 4666-nucleotide messenger RNA. RefSeq names its product HHIP-like protein 2. The transcript has 8 exons. The record is from RefSeq and is a predicted model, not a curated record. Gene Ontology annotation, molecular function: protein binding. Bases 392 to 2653 code for a protein of 753 amino acids. Lineage: Eukaryota; Metazoa; Echinodermata; Asteroidea; Valvatida; Asterinidae.
AAUAAACCGUACCGUACCCCAUAUACUGGUACGGUACGUGUCAUCAGUGCAUCAGCUGUAUUUUUCAGUUGCAUAAUCAUAUCCUUUUGUGUACUAGACUGUACGUGUAUGAGAUGUAUCGUAAUAGACUAGACGUGCAAUGCAGUGGUGUGACAGUGACGGUGAACGGAAACACGGGGGUGGAGUUAUGGUUGUGACUUUUUGUUUCGGGCGACUUGCCAUUCCAAUCUUCACAAGCAACCAAAACUAUCGAGUAAUGCACUGACUCAGUCAUUCUGUGCCACGUAUUGCCACUGUCAGACUGUGCCAGUCACUUUGCUUUGACUUAAGAGUCACUCACUAUACAAAUACUAGUUGUCGAUCAUAUUUCCCCCCAGUUUAAUUCAUUGCAAUGGCAAUAGCAAUUGGGAGGCCCAAGUGUUUACUUCUGCUUGAAGUUUGCAUGCUGGCCAUACAGUGCCUUGCAGUGGUGAGGAUUUGCACUGCACACCCACAGUGCUUGGACUUUUUUGCACCAUUUGACCAUAAUCAAGAGCAGCAGCCGGAGUUCUGCACCCUAUACGAUGAGUUUGGAUGCUGUACAAAAGAAAUGGAUCUAGAAAUCCGGCAGAACUUUGAAGAUAUUGUGGCGGAAUACAAGGGAAUUCAUGGACCACUCACGACAGAUUGUCUCAACUUCCUGAAAGAGAUUCUCUGCCAGGAGUGUUCCCCGUACGCUGCCCAUCUCUUCGAUGCAGAAGCCACGCAACAGAGAACACGACAGUUGCCUGGGCUUUGCAACAGUUACUGCACCGAUUUCCACCGCUCCUGCAGCCAACUUGUCCCCUUCAUCACCACGGAAGAGUCCGUGCGACAGGCCGCCGCCAACUCAGCAACUGAGUUUUGUGAGAAGAUGGCCAUCACAGAUGUGGAUUAUUGCUACCCUGAUGUCUUGGCCAAUGAUGAUCUCUCGCAGUGGGUUGAGGAGGCCCAGUCCGGUACCGGUCGUGGCCAGUGUCUGUGUCUUGAGGAGUUUGCCAACGGUCUUCAAAACCCCCUCCUCGCCAUCCACGCCAACGACAACACCCACCGUUUCUUCAUUGCCGAGCAGAUAGGAAUCAUCCACGUGUUUCUGGAGAACCGGACCAGGCUGGUUGAACCCUUCCUUGACAUCCAAGACUCGAUUUUAACAUCCAGCCGGAGGGGCGAUGAACGGGGGCUACUGGGCGCUGCCUUCCAUCCAAACUUCACCCGCAAUUCCAAGUUUUAUGUCUUCUACAGCUCAGGAAGCUCCAGUGACCAGCUCAUUCGCAUCAGCGAGUUUAUGGUCUCGCCAGAGGACAUGAAUGUAAUUGACAUGCAGACGGAAAAAGUGAUUCUGGAGGUUGAUGAGCCGUAUGCCAACCACAACGGAGGCCAGUUAAUGUUUGGGCUGGAUGGCUACUUGUAUGCUAGUAUUGGUGAUGGAGGGGCGGCCGGUGAUCCACUGGAUAGUGGCCUCAAUAAGAACACUCUUCUAGGAAAAAUCAUCCGUAUUGAUGUGGACCACCCGGCCACCAAUCAGACCUAUGGCAUACCCCCGGACAACCCCUUUGUUGGACAGGAAAACGCCCGCCCCGAGAACUACGCCUAUGGAAUCCGCAACAUAUGGAGGUGUGCGAUAGACAGGGGUGACAGAGAGAGUGGGUACGGCAAGGGUCGAAUCUUCUGUGGAGACGUCGGCCAGUCACGGUUUGAGGAGAUUGAUAUCAUCGUCAAAGGCGGGAACUACGGCUGGCGAGGGAGGGAAGGCUAUAGCUGCUACAAUGACGAUCAGUGCAAUGAUGAGUGGCUCGCUGAUGAGAUUCUACCCAUUCAUGCUUAUCCGCACUCUGUGGGCAAGUCAGUCACAGGAGGUUAUGUGUACAGAGGCUGCCAAUCGCCCAAUCUAAACGGCAAAUAUAUCUUCGGUGACUAUGUCAGUGGCCGACUUUUCUUCCUCACGGAAAAUGCAACACGUGAUGAAUGGGAAAGCCAAGAGAUCUGUAUGGGCGACUCGUCUACAUGCCUGGGGAAAUUAGUCAGUUCUUACCCUAAGAACAUCUUGUCAUUUGGCGAAGACGAAGCAGGUGAAGUUUACAUGCUGGCAACGAGCUAUGCAAGCACAACGUUCAAUGGAGGACAGGUGUUUAAGAUUGUAGACCCAGCAAGGAGGGGAAAUCCAUCGGAGUGUUUUGGGGAGAAGGAAUCGGUGGACGUCAAUGGACCAACUGUUGAUUUCAAGCCCAGUGAUGCCAGAGGCAGGGGCCGUAAGCCUUCCGUCUGCAAAGAGGAGGAGGAUCGGGGAACCAUCAACAACCAGACAGUGUGCACUGCAGACUUUGUCCUGUCAGGCAAAGUGGUAUCCGUCAAGCAGUUCAGCCGCGACAGGCGGGUGCACCUCAAAGUCUUCACAGUAGAUCACCAGGCCCCGUACACUCCCCGCAUCUCCAAGGAAGUCACAGCCACAGUCACCUGCAAGCCCCACCGGUGUGACUGCCCCAACCUGCAGGUGGGCAGGAUGUACUACCUGAGUGGAACCUACCAGAGGAACUGGAAGCGCUUUGUGCUCAACGCCAACUCCUUCUGGCAAGAUUGGACCUGGUUUCUGUCCUUCCAGGUCAAAGUGCACAGUAUCAAGUGUGGUUGGAUGUGAACAAAAAAACAACCCAAAAUCAACCCUAAAACAACCACUAAAAACUUAUUCAAAACAUAAAACAAUAGAUAUUUGCUUGGCUACAAUAGGUUAACCGUAGAAGUGUCGUGCGACGAAAAGUUCUUGUUGCUGAUUCUUAGCUGAUUACUCGGCAACAGUUUCUGCAAAGCAGCUUCUCGAAAUUGGUCCGCGAUUUUGAUGCCAGGUGACUGAGUACCCACAAAUAUAGAUCAUAUGCACUGCAGCCAUCGUUGAGGCAUGUACUUUUGUUCAAUGAGGAUACACACCAGUAGACCUCUUGUGCAUUCAUUGGUUAUGAAUGAAAACAACAAAACGCACCUCAAAGUUGACUGCUGAAUGCCAUUAAUCUAUACCAAUGUUUACAUAAUGUACCUCUGACUAGCAUCAACAACAGUUGGUAUUAUGUAUCAUAAGCGUAGGAGUGAACAGAGAAUAAUGCAGCGCAUCUUUUUCCCGUGAGGCUACAUAUAGGACACACUACAAGAAUGUUAGCUUUGGUCAAGGCAUUCGACAAUAGUGUCUGUUGAUCAAUGGUUUGCUGCUAACAUAAAUAAUAGCUGCGCGCUAUGGCUCACAUGUUCUAUACGAAGCGUGAACAGCAACCUCACUUGGCCAGGCUACAAUAUGCAAAUCAGUUGGUGCUGGUUGAACCCCUUGGAACAACGGUAGAGUUUUUUCAGGCAGUUUUUGUUAUUUUGUCGCUAGAUUGAUGUCAAGUUUUAUUUGGUCUGAGGACUCCAAACUUGUUGGAGAAUGUAGCCACACUAUCCAGCUCUCUAUCCAUGUACAAUAUGAGCCUUCACGACCAAGUACUGAAUAAUAAAAUCAUCUUUAUUCGCACAGGAGCUCGUCGCUGGAAAUCCAGCGAGAAAUUAAGAAAAACAUAAGCCAAGGCGCUUGGUUGUUGCAAGGGGUUCGACUAGCACCAACUGAUUUGCAUUUUGUAGCCUAGCCGCAUAUGAGGUCACUGUUUGCACUCCAUACAGUUGACAGUACAUGUGAAUGCAUACAUGUAGCACUGUUCAUGUUAGCACCCGACCGUCGAUCAUCAGACACUAUCGUCAAACAACUUGACCAAGGCUACAAGAACGUUUGUCAUGUGUAACUUGUACAAAUGAUAGUGAUGGGGCAUCUAUACAGAGGUUCACAACCGACACCUGUGUUAAUUAUUUUCAAUGAUUUCAGAACAAAAAUACGAGUUGACUGGCAAGAUCUGACUAGCACUAUCAAAUUCCUUUUGUUGUACUUAUAUUUUACACAUUAUCAUUGCUUUUCAAAGCGACAAUCUAUUUGGAUAAUUCUGUUAGUUAUUUAGUAUUUUUUUGGGAGGUGGGGUGGGGUGGUGUUGGGGUUGUAUCAAAAAGAGAGUGUGCAGAUUCUUUGGAUGAUCAUUCUCCUUGAACAGUAACAGAAUUGACAGACUUUUGCAAAAUACUGCAAAAAAUAAAUGUUGGUGGAUUUGAGUGUGUGGGAUUUAUAUUAACGAAUUUUGUACAUUGACGAAUUUUGUGUCAUUUUCAUUUACGGGUUUUUGGGUAAAUUAUCUAUGAAAAACAUGGUACUUGUCGUUUUCCAAAUCUUUUGUAACCAAAUUUUGUAUAAAAUGUUUUUGGUGUAUACUUUUUUGACUGAAGCAAAUUAUAUGCUAUUAUUUGCUUGAUUAUGCAGUUAAAUUGGUAAGGUGCAGGGAUUAUGAUUAACGAUUUAAAAAACUUGAAAAUUCUCUUGUUUGGUAAUGAAAUUACUUGUAUAUGUUGGAUUAUAAAAUAUUUUUCACAAGCAGAAAUAUUUUUGAUAGCAUGUCAUACUUUGUAUGAUUUUUUUUAUUGAUCAUUUUAUGAUUGCAAGUUUAAAUAAUCAUUUAUACAUGAAAAUAUUUAAAAUAUAUAUUGCCAAUACUCAGUGUCAUAUUUUUCUAAAUUUAAUAAAAAAAAUCCUGUUGUUUUGCAAGUGCUCCUUCACAAAUAAAAUAGACAAUGAAGUAAAUUAUAA